Molecule: messenger RNA, 1754 nt
Organism: Botrytis fragariae
Lineage: Eukaryota; Fungi; Ascomycota; Leotiomycetes; Helotiales; Sclerotiniaceae
Product: putative acyl- desaturase protein
Exons: 2
Coding region: 21-1424 (467 amino acids)
Biological process (GO): unsaturated fatty acid biosynthetic process
Cellular component (GO): endoplasmic reticulum membrane
Molecular function (GO): heme binding; iron ion binding; stearoyl-CoA 9-desaturase activity
Source: RefSeq, a predicted model, not a curated record
ACCAUCGACAUUCUUUCAAUAUGGCUUCGAACGCGUCACAACCUUCGAGCAUGGCGAAGACUUCUGAGCCAAAUCGCAACAAGAAGUAUGACCCAAAGAAGCCUCAUAUCACCGAGGAGCCAAUCACCAAGGCAAAUUGGUAUAAACACGUUAACUGGCUUAACAUCACUCUCAUUGUUGGAGUUCCCAUCUAUGGUCUCAUCAUGGCCUACUGGACUCCUUUGCAGUGGAAGACGGCUGUCUGGGCUGUUCUUUACUACUUCAUGACUGGUUUGGGCAUUACAGCUGGUUACCACAGACUUUGGGCACAUUCCUCAUACUCUGCCACACUCCCAUUAAAGAUUUUCCUCGCAGCCGUUGGAGGUGGAGCCGUCGAAGGUUCCAUCAGAUGGUGGUCAAGAGAUCACAGAGCUCAUCACAGAUACACCGAUACCGAUAAGGAUCCAUACUCCGUACGAAAAGGUCUCCUAUACUCUCACUUCGGAUGGAUGAUCAUGAAACAAAACCCAAAGCGUAUUGGCCGUACCGAUAUCUCCGAUUUGAACGAUGACCCAGUCGUCGUUUGGCAACAUCGCAACUACAUCAAGACCGUUAUCUUCAUGGGUAUGGUCUUCCCAUGUCUCGUCACUGGUCUUGGUUGGGGUGAUUGGUUCGGUGGUUUCAUCUAUGCUGGUAUCCUCAGAAUCUUCUUCGUUCAACAAGCUACUUUCUGUGUCAACUCUUUGGCUCAUUGGCUCGGUGACCAACCUUUCGAUGACCGCAACUCUCCUCGUGAUCACGUCAUCACUGCUCUCGUUACUCUCGGAGAAGGUUACCACAACUUCCAUCACGAAUUCCCAUCUGAUUACCGUAACGCUAUCGAAUGGCAUCAAUAUGACCCAACCAAAUGGUCCAUCUGGAUGUGGAAGCAACUCGGCCUCGCCUACGAUCUUAAGCAAUUCAAGUCCAACGAAAUUGAGAAGGGCCGUCUUCAACAACUCCAAAAGAAACUCGACCAAAAGAGACAAACUCUUGACUGGGGUAUUCCUCUUGAACAAUUACCAAUCAUCGAUUGGGACACCUAUCAAACCGAAGCCAAGAAUGGACGUGCUCUCGUUGCUGUCGCUGGUGUCAUUCACGACGUCACCGACUUCGUAAAGGAACAUCCAGGUGGAAAGGCACUUAUCACAUCCGGUAUCGGCAAAGAUGCAACUGCUAUUUUCAAUGGUGGUGUCUACAACCAUUCCAACGCUGCCCACAAUCUUCUUUCAACCAUGCGUGUAGGUGUCCUACGUGGUGGAUGUGAAGUUGAGAUCUGGAAGCGUGCUCAACGUGAGAACAAGGAUAUUUCUUUUGUCAGUGAUACCGCUGGUCAAAAGAUUAUCCGAGCUGGUAGUCAGGUAACCCGUAUUGCGGAACCUGUUCCAUCAGCCGAUGCUGCAUAAGCAUUUUCAUUAAUGAGUGGAUGAUCCGAAUGCCUUCAAUUGAAUGGUAAAAUUAAAAAUUGCAUCUUUGUUUUUUACAAGCGUGGGUUAGUGUGUCGUUUUAGACUGGGGCGUUGGUAAUACUGGUCAACAUGGUGAUUUUAAUAUUAAAGUCAAGGAACGGAUGGUGGGAUGGGUUACUUUUUUUUCUAAACUGAGCAAGACGAUAAAUGGUUCAGAUUAUGUAUCUUAGACAAGCGUGAAAGGAAGAAAGACUUUACAUUUUGGAAGGGGAUGAUGAGAUGGCUCAUAAAUAUUUGAGUCAAUAGAAUUAAACCUGUUACUUUCACA